CAAUCUACAAUUUGAUGAUAUUGUUCGACACAAGGCGGGGUAGUUCGAUAUUCGCCGGUCGAUCCGAGACACUAAAGAUUAGCACAUACGCCCGUGGACAUUAUAAUGGACCUCGCAGACGAUUGAAAAGUACUCACGUGCAGUUAUAUGAUCGAUUGUGUAUGGGGACUAGGGGGUUGUUUAAGUGGUUUCGCAUGGAAUUUAAUGAAGAUCCGGUCGGUUGCUAGGAAACUCAAUACUGUCCUGGAAUUACUUGUGGGAUCGCGAAAUUUGGGUGCAAGUUGUGACAUCUCAAGAUAUCACCAUGGAGAUGCCGAGGCUAGAUCUGACCAAAUCGACGAUCACGGGGAAGAUGCUGGAUCGCGGACGCCAGAGUGUGAGCAGCAACCGCGGCCGGAUGUCCGUCGCCUCCUCGUACUCGGUCGGCUCCAUGGACCUCACAUACAGGGACUACUUUGGCCCUCCAAAUUACACGCCGUUUGACGAAAGCAUGGUCGAGUUAGAUUUCAUCAAAGUUCGGACAAAAAUGCACGUCAAACGAAUGAAUUCGUUAAAACACCAGUACGUGGAUUGGUUCUCACGAAAAUGCCAGACUUUCCUGGAUGGAAUAAAACUCACUCAAAUAUUAUCUCAGAAACUUGUACCAGAAGUUAUUUUGACAAUGCAAGACUUCAAGAAAGUCCACGCGAUGUCACGUCGAUUUCCUAGAAACGGGACUCCUCGAGAUUCCAAUCCCGCGAAAUUGGAUGAUUUUUUCAUGUUCUGGAUGGCGAUGACCGAUCUCAAAGAAGAAACGGACUCGCUCUACGAGGCUUUGUGCAAAUACUGUGAUAGCAUUACUCGACUUAGACAUCCUUUUAUUAAAGAGGAGGUAGACCUUUAUAAACAGAAGCUUGAUGAAGCGUAUUCGGAGGAGUACGAUUUUUCGGAUGUUAAAAAUGAGCGCGACAAUUUGUUCACGUAUAAAGUGGCUUCUUUUGACCAUAGAUUCCAUGGAUUAUUGAAUUACAUACCUUAUCUCAUGACUAUGUCUGUGCGAAUGUUAGCUUUGUUCGGUAAAAUUCACUUAGAAAAGGAAUAAUAGCUUCUUUGACAUGUUUUUUGGUGGCUAAUAUUUCGCCGCAGGAACAUUGAUUUACCGUCAAUACACCCCUUAAUACGGUAUAAUUUUGGUCGAUUAAUAAGUUAAGAUUUAUGCUUUAUCAUUCACCAAGGCCACAGUAUUUUAGCACGAUGUUGAUACUAAGGAUCAGGGACAUAGAUUUAAUGAGUUGAUAGAUAGCCAAGUAAGUAAAAGAUUGUUUGUUGAACCUGAGAACUUUUAAGUGGAUAAAAGUGAAUUAAUUCAUUAGGAAGAGGCCUUAACCGUAAAAGAUAUUUUUCACUAACCCAACCAACCCAUAUUUGCUGUGCCCAAACUUAACUUUUUGUAUUCUAAGUUGAAUUUCGAUCAUUUUUGCUAGAUCUGCAUUUUAUUUUGCGAAAUUUCACAUCAAAGGGAUGUGUUCACAGAUUUACAUCAAAGGGAUGUGUUCACAGAUUUGGUCAUGUUUUGAACACAUGUGGAAGUAACGUACCCUGGAUAAUAUUUUUUUUAUGGAGCCCACUGUAUUCAAAUAAAUAUAUAAAUUCAUGUUUAAUGAGAAACAAAUUGACAAAGAGCCAUGAAAAAAUUCCCCACCUUCUGAUAUUGAAAUCAUGAUUUUUUUUCAUGGCUCUUUGUCAAUUUGUUUCCCAUUAAACAUGAUUUUAUAUAUUUAUUUGAAUAUAUUGGGCUCCUAAAAAAUACUAUCCUGGGUACGUUACUUCCACCUGUGAGGCUGUGGUUUUGAAGUUUGUUUUAAAUUGAUAAAUGUAAACAUCGGAACUUAAGAGCUCCAGUAUAAAACAAAAAUAAAAUUAAACAAAGAAAAAAAGUAGUCCAAAUCUGGUCUCGAACCACUGACCCUUGGAGCUAACGUCUAGCGCUGAAACCACUCGGCCAUUCGUGCCGGUUUGGUACAUUAUGUAUUUUAUACGUUACAUAAGCAAUCCUCGUAAUGUCACAUAAUAUAACGAUAACAGCAAACUUUCCUUACUAUUCAAUCGUUUCGCGUUUGUAACGCUUUAUAAUUUUCAGGUUUAUAAAUCAUAAAAAGAUAUAUAUAUAAUGGAUAUUAUAGAUCAUAUUAAAUGUUUAGUAUUACUGUUUCCUUUCAAUAAAACAACAACACUUAACUACAACGAAAUUUUGCAAAUCUGAAACAUUUUAUUCAAUUUUGUCAAUUUAUCAAAACGUGAACACGUCCCUUUACAUAUGAAUAUUUAUUCAUGCUGAUAAUAGCCAUAUUGUUCUGGCGUUUCCUGUCGUCCUUUUGUCGCUUUUGCGGGUGUACGUGAUUACGAAAAAGACGUAUGUAUGCGUGGAUUACGUUGGAUGUUAAUGUUUUAUAUCUACGGUAAUUCAGUUUUAAUUUUGUUUAAACAUUAGACAUAAUUAUUCGUUAGGAUCUUCAAUUCGCCAAUCGGCCCACUGACGAAAAAGACGAAAAAUAUUAUCUGACGAAUAAUAAUGGUUGCACAGUAUUUGGCAUGUCCUGUCGCUCUUUUGUCGUUCUAGUGGGUAUAUUUGGCAUGUCGGCGACCUUCUUUAAACCCACCAACACGCUUGAGCGCUAUGACAGAAAUCAGCAACUACAAGAAAGAAUGUUGAAUAUGGCCAUCACGUUUUCUUCUUAAAGUAUGAAAUUACUUGUCUAGUGUGUAAAUGGUAAAGAACGAAAACGUUUAACCAACCUGCAUAUUUAUUUGGAGUUUUUAGUGGAUAAACCUUUUUUGUUUGACCAAGACAACUUACGUGGCCUAGAUUUCUGAUUGUAAGUAUGCAUAAAUGUAUCUAUUAAGUAGUUACCGUAACAGUAUCAUUUAAUUUUGUUAACAACAAUUGCAUGCUUGCAUGUGUAUAGAUUCAAUAGAUGAUUGAAUAACAUUCCGUGUCUAAUGUCAGUGGGAAUCUUGACGUUAUUGGUGAAAACUGUUUCUAUUGAGAAACAUUAAGCAAAUAACUAUACUAGCCAGGACGGUCUUGUAUGCCAAAUAAAAUAUUGCCAUUGGUAUUUUACAGAUAAUUGCCGUAUAAAUAUUGCUUCAUUUUAAUAGACAACGUUGACUACAACUAAUACAAACUUCUAUUAUCGUACUUUGAAUCAUCGCAAAUAAGCUAUUAUGUAUUGCAAGGGCAUGUUUAACGUUUUCUGUAUAUAGUCCGUAGAGCUAUGAUGCCUUACAUGGUGCGGAUGCCUGUAGUAUUAACCGUUACAGUAUCUGUUUUAAUUAAAAUACGAACUUGAA
Messenger RNA from Dreissena polymorpha, 3330 nucleotides. RefSeq lists its product as uncharacterized. The transcript is spliced from 3 exons. The record is from RefSeq and is a predicted model, not a curated record. NCBI's taxonomy places the organism in Eukaryota, Metazoa, Mollusca, Bivalvia, Myida, Dreissenidae. The coding region runs from base 305 to 1081 and encodes 258 amino acids.